This is a messenger RNA of Pichia membranifaciens NRRL Y-2026, 1356 nucleotides long. RefSeq lists its product as hypothetical. Gene Ontology annotation, cellular component: cytoplasm. The record is from RefSeq and is a predicted model, not a curated record. Gene Ontology annotation, molecular function: cysteine-type aminopeptidase activity. Bases 1 to 1356 code for a protein of 451 amino acids. The transcript has a single exon. Gene Ontology annotation, biological process: proteolysis; response to toxic substance; L-homocysteine catabolic process. NCBI's taxonomy places the organism in Eukaryota, Fungi, Ascomycota, Pichiomycetes, Pichiales, Pichiaceae.
AUGGCUAACUCCACCUCCGACAUCAAUCUCGAAUCUUUGUCCCAAUGGACAGAGGAGUUCAAGACCGACCUCAAGACACAGUUCGGUGGAUCCGUGCUGCAACACGCCAACGCGGAUGACGUCCUGAUCAACAGAGACCAGGAGAUCGCCAACAAGAACUUCUUCAACCACAAGAUUGAGAUUGAAGGUCUGCCAGUCAUGGACCAGAAGGCGUCCGGCCGUUGCUGGUUGUUUGCGUCCACCAACAUGUUACGUGUCGGGGCAAUGAAGAAGUAUAACCUCAAGGAGGUCCAGCUGUCUCCUUCGUUCUUGUUCUUCCACGACAAGCUUGAAAGAGCCAACUACUUUUUGCAGAUGAUCAUCGACACGUACAAAGAGCCGGCGGAGAGUAGACUUGUCCAGUGGUUUUUGCUAGACCCUGCUCAGGACGGUGGCCAGUUCACCAUGAUGACCCAGAUCGUCGACAAGUACGGUAUUGUGCCUGAUCAGAUUUACCCAGACAGCUACAACACCACGAACACGAGAGUCAUGAACCGCAUGUUGAACUUCAAGCUGCGUGAGUUUGCCAUGACUCUCCGCGAGGCGUUGGCGGCAGGCAAGGACGUUUCUAUCCAGCGCAAGGAGAUGCAGCGGGAGGUGUAUCGUCUGCUCACAAUGUUUCUAGGCAACCCUCCAAAGCCAACUGAGGAGUUUACUUGGGAGUUCUACGACAAAGACGGCAAGUACCAGUCUAUCAAGACGACGCCAUUAAAGUACGCCGCUGAUAUCCUCGAGUUCAACACGCCGGACUACGUUUCCUUGUUGAAUGAUCCGAGAAACGACUACAAUAAACUCGUCAAGGUUGAUCGCUUGGGCAACGUCGCCAACGGCGACGCCGUUGUCUACCUCAACCUCGAGGCCGAGAAGUUGGCGCAGGCUGUUGUUCACCGUAUCAAGAGCAACAAGCCCGUUUUCUUUGGCUGUGACACCCCAAAGUUUAUGGACAAAAAACGGGGUAUAAUUGACGUCGACCUCUGGGACUUUCAGCUCCUUGGUUACGAUGUUGACUCGAUGUCCAAGAAGGAACGUGUCGUAUACGGCCACUCCUUAAUGACCCACGCUAUGUUGAUCACCGCAGUCCACGUCGACGACGCGGGGAAGCCUGUUCGUUACCGUGUGGAAAAUAGUUGGGGCAGCAAGUCUGGCCAGGACGGCUACUACGUGAUGUCUCAGAAGUUCUUUGAAGAGUAUGUCUACCAGGUUGUCGUCGAAAAGAACGAGCUUGCAGCACUUGACGUCGAUGCCAAGGUCCUCGACUCCACUGACUACAUCGUCUUGCCACCAUACGACCCAAUGGGAGCCUUAGCACAUCUGUAA